Molecule: messenger RNA, 698 nt
Organism: Hydra vulgaris (swiftwater hydra)
Lineage: Eukaryota; Metazoa; Cnidaria; Hydrozoa; Anthoathecata; Hydridae
Source: RefSeq, a predicted model, not a curated record
UAUUUUUUGUUUCUUCUUUUAAGUCUAAAAGAGUAGUUAAGAAUAGUAUGGAUAAAAGAAAUUGUAUUGUAGGAAUAAUAUCAUGUGCAUCAACGUUAUGUCUGGUAUUUGGUGCUAUUAGUAAAUCUUGGUGGAAAUUUGUUUCUCUCAAUCUUGAAAUAGGGUUAUUGAGCAUCACAACUCAAGAAGGCACUUUUUAUAGAUCAAGCAUUUUAAAGUUUUAUAGUUUGGAUGAUCCAAGAGGUGUAGAAAAAGAUAUUAUUUUAAUUUUGAUUAUCAUUGGAGGAGGAUUCUCUCUGUUGUCUUUUUUUAUUGCCGUCUUUUUACCUUGUUUUGGAAAUGGACCAUGUUGGUUUUGUGGCUGCACAAUACUAUUCAUAACCACAUUAUUGGCCGGAGGAUGUAGUCUAGCAGCAUCUAUUUUUGCCGAAAUCAACUUUAAAUCGGAUUGGAAACAAUCAGAACACGGGUAUUCGGCCCAAUUAACAUGGGCUGGUUCAGUUUUGUGUGUAAUUACAUUUAUAAGUUCAUUUUUAAUACUUUGUCGAACACCAGAUGAUUAGUUUGACUCGUUUUUAUAUAAUUUUUUAUAAAUAUUAUACAGUUUUUUGUUUGUGUACAUAAAUAGAUUUGUUAAUUUUCAAAUUUUUAAACUGCUAUGUAUUUGUUUAUUUUUGUCGUUAUUCUAUGUGAAAUUA